Ylistrum balloti is the source of this 6857-nucleotide messenger RNA. Its product is annotated as vasodilator-stimulated phosphoprotein-like. The transcript has 11 exons. Gene Ontology annotation, molecular function: SH3 domain binding. Bases 125 to 1387 code for a protein of 420 amino acids. NCBI's taxonomy places the organism in Eukaryota, Metazoa, Mollusca, Bivalvia, Pectinida, Pectinidae. The record is from RefSeq and is a predicted model, not a curated record.
GGAAACAAGCUUAUAUGAAACGAGAAAACACAUACAGCAUAUCAUCUUCUGUUCAUCGGUGUAUACAAAACCCUUAGUAAUUCUUGACAUCUGAGCACAAAGAAGACGGUUUAAUUAACCAACAAUGAGUGAGGUGCCCAUAGUGACGGCGAGGGCCAAUGUGAUGAUCUAUGAUGACAUCAAUAAAAGAUGGCAACCAAGUGGCAGUACGCAGGGCCUGGCCAAAGUACAGAUCUACCAACACACUGUCAAUAACACAUUCAGGGUCGUUGGUCGUAAAAUGCAGGACCAUGAGGUUGUUAUAAAUUGUGCAAUUUUACGAACAUUAAAAUACAAUCAAGCCACUGCAACAUUCCACCAAUGGAGAGACAACAAACAGGUUUAUGGAUUAAACUUCAGCUCGCGGGAAGAUUCCGAAACUUUUGCUCAGGCUAUGAUGACAACACUUGAAUCAUUAAAUCAAGGAACACAAGGUCCUCCCCCUCCUCCAUCUCAGCCUAUUUACAACCAGCCAAACAUAACCAAUCCCAACGGCCCUGAACACAGACAUUCUGGAGGUGGCCAUGUCAGACAACCUUCAGGAGGAGCACCUAGAGAUUUCAGUCAUUAUGAUGCUCAGCCAGCACAACAGCAGCCCCCACAAGCUCCUAAACCCCCAAAUGUUCCCCAGGCGCCCACACCGCCUGCCCCUCCUCCAGCGCCUCCUGCACCCCCAGCAGCCCCUGCCGCCCCUCCAGCACCUCCCGCACCUCCAGCGCCCCCAGCACCGCCUUCUGGAGGACCCCCAGCCCCACCUGGUGCUGGGCCACCAGCUCCACCCCCUCCUCCUCCUGUAGGUGGAGGGGGAGGGCCUCCAAGUGCAUCGUCAGGAGGUGGAGGGGGGCUUGCAGCAGCCUUACAAGCUCAGCAACAGAAGAUGAAGAAAGUAGAACCACAGGCAGACCGGUCGAGUGUUGGAGACAAGAAUCGAUCUAGCGGAGGAGGUGGAGGAUCUGGAAGUGGGGGAGGUGGUGAUUUCAUGAGUGAAUUACAGAAUCGCCUGAAGAAGUCUAAAGCACCACCUGCCAGUGACCCAGGAACCCAAACCCCACCCUCAGUACCUGUUUCAAGUAAUCGGCCGCCGCCCACAAAAGCAACCAAUGGCAAAACACUAUCAAAUGGAUCAGAUUCUCCACAGAUGAGUAGAAAGAAGCCAUCAUUUUUGACAAAAUCUGACAGGAGAAUUAACUCUUUAACUGGACAGGAUACGACGGGAGUUACUAAUGGACCAAGCAGUUCAGACCUAGAGUCACUUAAACAGGAAAUCCUUACAGAAAUGAGGAACGAAAUGCAUAAAGUCAAGAUAGAAAUCAUAGAAGCAAUUCGACAAGAGUUGGGCCAUAGAUAAAGCGUAGUGUGAUAGUGAUCUGCCUGGUGUGUGAGAGCUUGGACUGCAUUCUCUGAACAAUUUACGUCAUGGUGCAGCAUACGACGAACACAAGGUGUUUUAUGAAUUAACAGGCCCAUCAGACCUCUUCUGCAGACCAAACUUAUUGUUUCCAUGUAACCAAGUAUACCCUGAAACAAAGCUUUUGGCUUCAUCACCUCUAUGAUCAAUGCAGACACUAGGAAGUGGAAAAAUCUAGGUGAUUUGGAGGCUUUAUUUUCAUACGUAUCUUACGUCAGAUUGACAAGAUGUUUUGGAGCAGAAGAAGAUGUACAGGCCAUUCCAACAGUACCAUCUAUCUCCGUUGAUUGUUGGUUCUAGAACUAAUAAUUCAUUGUAUACAUGUGUAUCAGCCUCGGUUUUAGGGGUGUCAUUUGGAUACAAGGGCUGGAGCAUUUCUUAUCACUGUAGCCGAUUCCCAUCAAUUGUUUUUUGGUUCUUUUUUCAAGCUAACAAAACUUUUCAUAGUUUUGAUCAGAGUAAUUCAUACACAAAACAUUAAGUCAAUAUUGAAGUUUUUUCAUUAUGAAACUAUACUCUAGAAGAAAAAAGUCAUGAAUUUUCAACAGUUCUGCCCUAGCUCAGACAUAAUAUUUGGGAAUGUUACUCAGUGUUUAAUAGUCAGUCUUAAAUAUUUAUAACAGAGUUUGGCAAUACAGCUCCAUCAUACAAUAUUUGUAGCUUGUCAGUGGAUGAUACAGUGUACAGAUGUGAAUAGUGUAAUCCUGUACGAAUGAUGAUCAUUAUUUAAGAGGUAUCCAUCAUUCAGUUCUUUAAUACUGGUCACUUAUCAAAUAUACCUAUGGUUUCUUAUUCUAUACCCAUUUCUCCUAAUUUUGUUCAGGUGUAAUAGUUACUGGACAGUGCGAGAGCGAGAUAAGAAUGUUGAAGGAGAUGUUGAGACGAUCGUCUUAGGAGUAUACGAGAAAAAUGAGCCAAAAAAGUCGUCAUUAUUUUACGAAUAUUAUUGUUAUAUAUAUUAAACACAAUCAGACUUUUCCUGUCACAUGGUCAGAUUUAUUGUGUCACAUGAUUGGAUUUGUUGUCAUGUGAUCAGAUUUGUCUUGUCACAUGAGCUGAUGUGUUGUCACAUGAUCAUAUUUAAAUCUAGGACCAUCACUUAUACUGCUGUUUACAGUAUUAACUGUCACAUAGAACAAAUGGUUCUUUUCUUUUUUUUAGUUUGAAAAAGUGUAGUACAAAAUGAUGAAUAUUUUGAUAUUUAUGAAAAUGUUUUGUUGAUGUUUUUUUUAUUGUUAUACUUGUAAAUUAGAGACCAGUCACUUAGAGUAAUUAAUUCCUGUCAAAUAAAACCACUGUUGAAUACAGAAUCAAUAAUAGAUGAAAUUUCUUAAUAUUUAUAUGAUGUAUCAGUUUUAUGUGUUUAUCCAUGUAAAUCACAACUACAAAUUAUCACGAGAGCAGUUGUCUCCCUUGCCUCUUAUGCUAGAUUUAGUAGAAACUGUUUUGUACAAGGUUAUUAUUUUUAAACAUUGAUCACUUUCAAAUCCCACAUUUACAGGAGAUAUUGAUAACAAUGACCCACAUUUUAAGAUAUCAGGGCAGCACAGUAUGCUGUUGUAAUUAGACAUGAAGAGGAGAUAAUCAUGUAAAAUAAGAUGAAGGAUCAGAUAAUCAUAAAAUUUGUCAGAUUGUAAGAUGUUGUGUGUUUGCUGAUUUGCAAUGACUAGUAAGACUAUGGAAAAGUGCAAUCUGUUUAAUCAAGUUGGAGCGAGGAUUUGUGUUCAUGUACGGUUGGUAGCCUGGAAUAGAUUAUAUAACUGAUUGGAGCAAUGUGUUGGUAAUAUUGACAUGUGAUAGCUUUUACUACCAAGGGGAGAUAAUCAAAGAUUUUACACCCAUGACAUAUUUGUGUUAAAGAGUAAAGAAACAUCAAAAGUCCUAUCCGGUGCUUCUUGUUUAGGUAUUUAGUUAGAAAGGUCAUGUACUGUAUAUGCAGUCUUUUUUAACAUGACAGACUGCUGUGUCAGGUCUUCAUCAUCAUUGCCAAAAAACUCUACAAUUGUCUAUAGCAUAAGCUCAGGUCCUUCACAUAUAAAGAAAAGUUGUCAGUUUCUACUAAAUGAAAAUCCCAGAUUACAAUGAAGUGUAAGAGGGUGCUUGAUCAAGUUAUUACUCUCUUCAAUCUAUCUGUCUUGUAACUUAGAUGUGGACAAUUAGACACCUUUGGCAUUCAUUUAUGCAGACAAACUAGUUUUUUGGCACUUAAGUUAUAAUUUGGGGCAGACCUGCAGAAAAAUAGAGGCCCCGAAAGGAUUAGUCAAGACUUGUAAUAAAGUCAAAUAAGAUCAGUGUAGGUUUGCCUUUGUUUUGGUCCCAACAGAUAAACAAAGACUACCUCGGCCUGUUUUAUCUGUAGAAUCCUUGAGCAGGGUGCACCUAGGUUAUGUAAAAGACAAAUGCUGUCAUUGACGAAGCAUGGCCAGCUUGAUUGCUCAAAAGAGUUGUUGCUGAUCUCAAAAUUGUGAAAAAUUAAUUAAGAGUACCGUGUACCAUUUUAAUCAUCUAAUUGUUUUGUUGUUUGGGGUAAUUUUCCUUAACCGAUUAAUAAAUUACCAUUAUUUGUAAACAAAACUGAGGGAGAGACGGAAAUAAUAUUUCAUUUACUUGUAGUCAUGUUUAUUAUAAAAGUUAAUCUAUGACUUUCCAUUAGUUUAUAAAAGUACCAAAUUCUUCAUAUCACUGCUAAAUACUUCCAGUUAUCACUGCAUGACUGACUUGCUUCUGAAACCACAGAUAGAAAACUAUUAUUAUAAAUCAUCCCUUUCUUGUAAAACUACCAAUGCAGUAAAACUACAAAUCGUACAUCUGCUGAUUUUAGCUUUAUUAGUAUUGACUUUAAGAUUGUUUUCCAACUUUGCCCAAUAGACUUAGAUAUAAAUCUCUCAUCCCCUUGCUUAAUGUAUCAUCCAUUUCUCAAUUAUUUUUUUUUUGUACAGAAAUCCAUACAAAGUGCUGAUGGGCUUUAAUUCAUGUAGUUUUAGAUAUUAACAGUAGAUUUGAUUCAUCCUUUAAAUGCCCAUAAUAGAUUAUAGUGGAACCCACUCAUCGUUUAAUGCCAAAGUAGAUACUGUUAAACCUUAGAGUAGAAUUUUUAGGGAAUAAAGUUGUUAUCAGAUAGUGGUGCCAUGUUGUUAUUGCUCAGAAUGGAUUGUAGACAAUUCCUACAGCCGAUGAGCUAGUCCUGGCGUUCAAUUUCAAUUUCAAGGAUAGUAUAUUGAAUACACAUAUACAUAUUAUCUUACAGUACCAAUAAUAUUAUUGAAGAAACAUCAAUGGUGUGAGAGUUGUUUGAAUCCGAAGUGUCCUGACAUCAUCAAAUUGUCAACACGCUGAGAUUUUUUAAAAGAAAUAUUAAUAUAUCAGCAAGAUUUUUAUAUGUUGAAGCUUACAUUUUCCUAUUUGUAAAGUUUCUGCCCUUUUUGAGUCUGUCUUGAAAAAUGUCGGUUUCAUAGCUGAUUCUGGCAUUGAUAAGUCAACAGUUGCUGAAUCGUUUUAUAAAAUAUUACGUUUUGUAACAAAUCAUGAUUUCGUGCCAUUGAAAAGAUGCCUCAUAUUCAUUCUAUUGAAUCCUAGAUUUGUUUCCAUUUUUCAUUUCAUCUGAUUAUAAUUAUUACUGUAGAUCUGUCACACAACAACUAUUGAAGUCAGAUUUCCCAAUUGUUUAAGUUUGUACAUAUCGUUAAAAACAGCAAACGGUAUUUUAAGGGUGAUUCUCUACUUUCUUCUGUAAAGCAUAAUAGAUUUUUCAUUUCAGUGGCUGUUUUUUUUCUCUUUUUUCCCCCCAUAAAUCAGCAUGAUUGGACAACUGACAAAAAUUAAAUGAUGAAAUAUUUCAAUGACAACAUUUAGGAGUAACUUUCAUUUGGUGUGUAGUCUAAAUGAUAUGUCACUAAAAUUAUUUAAUCAUUUUAUAUAUAGAUAUAUAUAUUUUUUUCAGUUCAGCAAAUAAUUUUCAUUCCUUAAAAAUAGCUUUUUUUCAGUGAUCAUUAUAACUUAGAAAAGCUACCUACCUCUUGAAUUGUGCCUCUCUUUAGGAUAGACCAAUAAUAACAAAAAAUAGGAUUCUGGAAUAUAUUGAAAAAAUUUACAUAUUAAAAUCCAAUGUUGCACAGUAAAGUCUUUUGCGGACAACUGAUGUAGGAAUACUUUUGUCAUAUUCAAAUGGAUAUGAUGUUUUGCUAUCAAAUAGAAGUUGAUAUUUGACAUAAAACCCUGAUUGUAUGUGAAUUUUGGGUAAAUUAUUUGGUUUUUAAAUGUAAAUCAUGUCUAUAGAGCAAUUUCCCGGUAUCUUCGUGAAAUCAGCAUUAAUAUGUUUAGCCUAUUGCGAGAACAUUUGGCGCUAUACAUGUAAAUAUUUUUCCAUUGUUUAUUUCCAUAUUAGUAUCAGAACAUGACAUGUGAAUCAGAGUUCUUCCACAGAAAUUUAUGAAAGUAUGGUCCUCUGUGGAUCAUCCUUAAAUCAAAAUUACAGUUUCUUUUUUCUUUGUGUACAAGCUGUGACUAACCAUCAGUAUCAUUUUCUGCUACUUGGUAUAUGUAUACAAUUCAGGAGUUGAAACUUUCAUAUUUUUUGAGAUUUUCAGUCAAUAUGUGUUCUUCAUUUUUUUCAAAAUAGUUUUGUAGAUCCGUUUUUAAACGUAAGCCAUUUAUGUAUUAUCAUGGUGGCAAAACAUUGUUUCUCUUUUGUUGAUAUUCAGUCUUAUAAAUUACUGUCAACAUAUACUUUUCGAUGAUGUCUUUAAAACUAAUUUUGUAGUAUUUCAUUAAUAUGAUUGUUUUAAGAAACAUAUACAAAAACGUCAAUCAAAUAUCUCCCACCCUGUCGAUUUACCAGCAGUAGAGGCAAAUGACACUUUUAUGUUGAAUCAUGCAGGUAAUCUUGGUGCAUAACCAGUUCUAUAACCAUCUACCUGGCUUGAAAAUUAAACUGAAGAAAAGACAUGGUUAUUUCACUACGAUGAUUUAGAAAGAUGAAAAAGAAAUUGUAUUAUGAGUAACUGUAAAUAUUAAUUUGUCAACUGAUAACUGAUGAUUGAUUUUAUCAUUAUAUAUUGCUGGCACACACUUUGUAAAUUUUCUGGACAGCUGAAUAUAUGUAGUCACUUGAUGAACUCAUCAUAAUGGCAAUCAUAUCUGCUUAUUUGCAUGAUUCUCAUGUUUUUGGAUUUUUACAUAAACAGUCAGAAUUAUCUACAAGAUUUUUGAUUUCAUGAAAAAAAGAAAUGAUUUUUCUCAUUAAGAGUGAAGCUAGCUGCUGUUUUCAUUAUUAGGGCCAGACCGAUCCCUAUCUACAGAUCAUACAUAUUCCAUGUUUGCACACAUUUUAUUGUAAAUCAUGAACAUUGAAGGAUCAAUUAUACAUGUAUAUUGUAUUUAUCUUGUAUGUACAAUAAACGUGCUUUUAUAA